Molecule: messenger RNA, 249 nt
Organism: Eruca vesicaria subsp. sativa (arugula)
Lineage: Eukaryota; Viridiplantae; Streptophyta; Magnoliopsida; Brassicales; Brassicaceae
Source: the annotation of a GenBank genome assembly
AUGCACCGUCUUCAAAGAAUGAGGCUGUUGGAAGUAGACACCAUCUUGGCUAAACAACUGCUGCAUACCACAAUUUAUCACAUAUGGAAAGAGAGGAGUGCACGACGUCAUCAGCAGAGUAGAGUAACCACUGAUCAUAUGUGUCGGCUCAUUGGCAAGGAAGUGAGAAAUAGAAUUACUUCUCUGAAGUACAAGCAUGAUCAAAAAUAUGGAGGAUUACUAAGAAGAUGGUUCCAGCUUACCUCCUAA